Molecule: messenger RNA, 4025 nt
Organism: Diachasmimorpha longicaudata
Lineage: Eukaryota; Metazoa; Arthropoda; Insecta; Hymenoptera; Braconidae
Product: lethal (3) L1231
Exons: 4
Coding region: 473-1960 (495 amino acids)
Cellular component (GO): nucleus
Source: RefSeq, a predicted model, not a curated record
UUGUGUGUAGCGCCCGCCAUCUUGCUGCCUUUCGACAACUGACAUGUCUUUCUAAUGUUAUUAUCAAUCAACUAAAAUCGUCAAUCGUGCUCCCCCUCAUUAAAAUCACGAAAAAUCCCCCAGUUAACAAUAUCCAAGUUAUCCAGUGCACGUAGUGGCCUUCCACCCUCGAGCUCGAAAAAAAACCCCCCGAAAUACUCGAAAAGAAGCCAAUGGUGCUCCAAGUGCUCUAAUCCGAAUGUGACCAAUAAUCGAGCCCCACACGUGGAUAAUUCUCAUCGUCAUCAUGUUAAAUGGCUAUUCAUUGAGGUUGGACCUUUGUCGAACAUAACCAAUAAAUCGUAAAAGCUCGCCAACGUUAUUUUCAUUCCUCUGUCAAUGCCAAUGACGUUUGACGUUCCAAUGGAGCCAAAUCGCCAUCAGUACCAUUGACAAACAUUUAGAGACAAUCAGACCUAAUCAAGGGAGGAUAAUGAACGGCUGCAUGAGGUGGAACAGUCUGGAGCCAAUGGAGUCGAUGAAAAUUCCAGUGAAUCCAACCAUGGACAAUAAACUCAAGUUUUCGGAUCGUUUGAAAGCCCUUUUGAAAACUGAAUCACGACAGGAUGUUGAUCCCUACGUAUUCAGUGAGCCAGAGCCAAUGCUAUCAACAAAAGGUGAUGCUAAACGCAAUCAUCAGGUGAUAAAAUCAACAGGACGUGGUAAAUCGGUGAAAAGAAAAACGAAGGAUAUUAUUGGUGUUACUGAUCCCCAGGGGGAGCAGUCACCUGAUAACAGCGAUUUUAACAGAUCCCUUGAGCUUCGUUGCUUCACGAAUUCCCUUCCCAAAAGGGAUGAUUCACAGAGAAGACAGGGACGUGAUCAUACACUCCUGUACUACCCACGUGCUGGCGAUGAGAUAUCAGACAGUGAUUCCAGUGGUGAUGAGUUGAGUAUUUACCAGAGACAUUGGUUCACUGGAGACAUUACCGGUCCAAGGGCUGCACGAUUGUCCCAGGUGAGAUCACAGCUCAGAAGACGUCUUCUCCAGCUUCAUAAGGGUGGACAAGAGUCUGAGAGACUUCUGAGGGACAAAACUCAGCAACUUCUGGAGACAGCUGCGAGGAGUCAGUUGACAAAGCGUUUGAGAUCAACUGUUAUCAGCAGAUCUUCAGCAAUUCCACUACUUGCUGGUGGCCCCUGUGGUGUCGAUGGCUGUGGUCAAACUUCAUUACCAUCAACUCGUCAUUGUUCGCAACACAUUAUGCUUAACAGUGAUCAAUUGUUAUUCGAGCACUGCACUGCCAAAUUCAGUGACAAUACCCAGUGUUGUGUACCUGUUUUUGAUGUCACUCAUGAAUUACCAUUGUGCCCGGAGCAUGCACGUAAACGUGACAAUUAUAAUCGUAAAGCUCAGGAAACAAAACCAAAGAAAACGAGAAAAAAAUCAACAUCGCCAAGCAUUCCAAGAACGAAGAGCUGUAAGUCGAGACCUAAAAAGAGGAAACGACCGCCCAGCAAACCCAUCGAGGAGAAAAUUGUUGAUUGCUUUGAGGAACAUUAUGGCGGAGAGAUUAUUCAGGAGUCUAUGGGGAAUAAAACGUUGAAUAAUAUCAAUGUUGUGGCGCAAGGAAGUUCUAAUAAUGCGAAUCUCAAUGCACUUGGACUCGGUUUGGGAACCCUUGGACUUGGGGGCGGACUCAAAGUCGAGCUUGGGGAUCACGAAGUCUUCGCUGCUUUGGAUCCUACGGAACAUGACUUUGGAAAUGUUCUCAGUAAUUUGCCUGCUGAUGCGUUCAAUGAUUUAUUUAUUGAAAGUCGAAACGGCGAGUACGAGCCCUCGAGGGAAGAGGAGGAAGAGCUUGAAAGGGCGCUGGAAGCCGUAGACAAGGACGUGAGAAACCUCGAGCGAAUGGGCCAGACCCACGGACUGCUAGAACCCGCCCUACUCGCCCAACUAAUGUCCGACAUUGCCUCGUAGCCAACAACCUAAUCCCCAUGAUCAAUCGAGAUAAAUUAGUCGAGGUUCUACUCACGUGUGUUUGAUUUUGGUAAUAACGAGUGGAAAAAAAAAACGAAAAGUCUGUGUAUGUGAGAUGGCUUUUACGUAAAAACACUGUAUCACUACUAUUGUUGUAUAGUCUGGCUCAAUGUUAACGGAACGAUUAACAAUUAGCUAACGUGAAACACGAGAAAAUAAUGUGAAAAAUAUUUUUUUUUCAUGCACUGUAUAUUGUUGAAUUUCAUACCAAGAGGAAAUAUUCAUUUUUUGUAAAGUGGAAUAUUAAGUCUAGGGCUUUAUUUUGCUGAAAAAAAAUUCGAUUCCCAUAAAAUGGCACCUCAGCGUUUCUAUGAAUGUCUGCAAUUGUUACUUGCAAUUAUCUAUAAUUUUUUAUUUGUGAAAUUACUUCAUUGACUCAAUUCAACCCCUUGGGGAAUUUCACUGAAUAAUUUCAACAAUUCAGUUGUUCGGAUGGCAAUUCGUUGAAUUAAUUAAGCGAAAUGUUGAGCUUACAGAAUUUUUUGUCCAAAAAAUACAGCCCUGGUACCGAAAUAUUGAGGCCCUCACAGGUACCUUCAUCAGUAGACAUACGGCUAGAUGUUUAUUUGAAUUCAAUAUUUUUUUAUUCACUAAAAAUUCCCUCAAUAUCACGAGUAAUUCAGUAACAAAAAAAGUGCACUGUGAUUACGAUUAUUUUUUACCAUAGGGUAUGACUAAACAACACAAAUGUGAAUACAACUGGAGGAUGUUCCGUUUUAUGUAGCAUUUAGGUGUUUGGUCACAUUGAUCGAACGAUGAAAACAAAAUGUAGGAAAAACUCAGUGAAAUGAAUGAGAAGUUUUUCGAUUUUAGAGUCGAACAGACCAGAGUUUAGCGAUUAAACUUGUCAGAAGGAGUUUUGACGAUGUUUUUUUCACUCGUCAUCCCUAAUUAAUUGAUCUUAAUGUGAAUGAUUCAGAAGACUAACGAUUACAGACUUUUUUAAAGUAAUUUUCUUCAUUACAUUGAAGGAAGUCUCACGAGUGUAAAAAUUCUGUAGAAAGAGCUAGAGAAUUGUUUAAAAAAUCACUGCAGCUUAUCUCUGAAUUAUUUUCAUAUGAAUGUUCAACGGAAAGGAUUAUAAAAAUUCAUAGAAUGAAUGUGGCUAAAAAAAUGUACAAAAAAAUUUAACUUGUUCAAUUAAUUUGAUUCCAUUGCAAAUUAAUUUUUAUUUCAAUCUUCAAUUUUCUUUUUAAACGAAACUUUCCAAAUUUUUCCGUUGAAGUAAUUUUUGUUGAACAUUUUUCGUUCGUAAAAUACGGAGAAAAGCUGCGGAAUUUUAUGGGAUCGUCCAGGAACUAGUCGAAUGUCCAAUAGAACUGCGAUUGAAAUCCUAUAGAAUGUUCUAUUUAAUUUUGUAGAUUUUUCUCCCAAAUUUUUGCGCUCGUGUUGCCAUUCGAAAUUCGAAAAACGGAAAAUUCUUACUUUCUCUUCAUUUCAAACUCUGAUUGUUUGAAUGUCGCUUUGUACAUACUUGCAAAUGAAACAAACCAAUUUAAUAUGUGUAAAUUAUACGAAGAAUAUAAUGGAUAAAACAUACGAUCGCAUUUGACGUUCGUGUAGUGUUUUCAGAGAUUCGAGUGUUCAUUGUUGAAAUAAUUUCAUUGAUAUCGGAAAAAUUAUUCUCAUAACAUCAUCGGGUAAGGUUUAAUUAGAUGUCGAGAAAUAGAUUGAGGUAUUUAUUUCCAUGGAUAGUUUAAAUAAUUCACACGAGAUCAAUAAAAAUAAUAACGAAUUUACACUCGAGUCGCAACGUGAAUUGAAUCACGCGCGUAGGAGCCCUCAGGUUUUUUAAAUAUUUCACAUGCGUUUAUUGCAAUAGCCAAAUACUGACUGAAAAUUAUGGUGAGGAGAUAUCAUUUAUUGUUACGAACAAAAUCGGUUAAGAACAGUUUAAAAUGCUCCUCUCUAAUCGUAUAAUGCCCUAUUAUGUGUACGCCCUUGUAACAUAUUAUCAUGAUUUUUUUAUUAGUCAGUAUAAUAAUUAUAAUAAGCAUAUUUUUUA